AUGCUCCGAGUCUGGGGUGGAGGCAUCUACGAAACGGGUGAUUUCUUUGAUGCCUGUGACGAGUAUGGCAGCCUUGUCUGGCACGAUUAUGCUUUCGCUUGUGGAGACUAUCCCAUUCCUCAGGAAUGCCUUGAUAGUAUUAAAGCCGAAGCCGAAGCUCAAAUGAUUCGGCUGCGUAAUCACGCAUCGCUGGCCCUGCUCUGUGGAGGCAAUGAGAACUUCAUGCUCUGUGACUAG
Molecule: messenger RNA, 237 nt
Organism: Exophiala aquamarina CBS 119918
Lineage: Eukaryota; Fungi; Ascomycota; Eurotiomycetes; Chaetothyriales; Herpotrichiellaceae
Product: beta-mannosidase
Exons: 1
Coding region: 1-237 (78 amino acids)
Biological process (GO): glycoprotein catabolic process
Molecular function (GO): beta-mannosidase activity
Source: RefSeq, a predicted model, not a curated record